CAGUUCGUCACAGCACAAAGGUUUCGUAACAUUCUGAUUCGUUCCAUUCAGUUCAUAGUAUAUGGUUUGAAUUGGUUUCGUCCCUCUUGUCUUUAUUGUCUUCAAGCUUCUUCUGACUUCAAGUUACUAACUUCGAGUGCGUGAUUUUCGAGAAUGUCUGGUGAGAAGUUAUUUGGUGUUAUAGUCUGUGAUAGCCAAGCUAAAUGGGGCGGCCCAGAAGGUAUUGCUAAACGAGUUGAAAACCUGCUUUCUACUGAAAAUAGCGUAUGGAAGACUUUCAAAGCCGAAGAAGGAGAGUUUCCAACUGAAGAUGAGUUGAAUACAUUCCAUGCGAUUUAUAUUACCGGCAGUAAGCAUUCUGUUCACGAUAAAACACAGCAGUGGAUAAAAGGGCUGGAACAUUUUAUCCAACGAGCAUAUGAUUUGAAAAAGCCAAAAGUAUUUGGAACAUGCUUUGGUCAUCAAAUUAUAGCACAGGCCCUUGGAGGCAAAGUCGCCCUGAAUCCGUCGAGACGAUUUAUCUGCCACAACGAGGAAAUCCAGCUAUGUGGAGAUGAUAGUGAUGAUAGUGUCUUUUUGAGAAACCUGAGGAAAAUUAAUGAUGGAAAACCGUUUCGUAUUCUCCAGUCCCACAGCGAUUGUGUUGAGGAAUUACCGGAAAAUGCAAAGAAUGUGGCAACCUCUGAUUCAUGCGAACAUGAAAUUGUUUUGUUCAGUGUUAAUAUCAUAGGUUCCCAGUCACAUGCUGAUUUCACUGUGGAGGAUCUCACAGAAAUAAUUUUACCCUCGAAAAUGAAUGCGAAUGCCAUAACAAAAGAAGAGCUUGAAUACGCUAACCAAUCAUUCCAGCAACCUAACAACUGUUUAGAUUUGGCCAAGGCAAUUCGUGAAUUUUUUAAUUCCUAAAUUAUCUGCUACUGUUUAUUGUAUUUGGAGCACUGUAAGCUAUUAGAAAUAUAAAAUAUUACAUGAUUUCCAAAACUGGGAAAAAUAAGAUCACAUAAUAUAUUGAUCUCUUGAAAAGAGGAAUUAAUAGCAUUGUAUUUUAUACAUAUAUUAACUGAAAAGCACAUGUUAAAACUCAGCAUUUAUCUUGAUAUAUAUUCUUUGGCUUAUAGAUAAGGUUGGUGUAUUUUUAUUUCAUUGGUAAAUGUUAAGCUGACC
Messenger RNA from Dendronephthya gigantea, 1164 nucleotides. RefSeq names its product gamma-glutamyl peptidase 4-like. Lineage: Eukaryota; Metazoa; Cnidaria; Anthozoa; Malacalcyonacea; Nephtheidae. The record is from RefSeq and is a predicted model, not a curated record. Bases 154 to 906 code for a protein of 250 amino acids. Gene Ontology annotation, cellular component: cytosol. The transcript has a single exon.